Molecule: messenger RNA, 4475 nt
Organism: Misgurnus anguillicaudatus (oriental weatherfish)
Lineage: Eukaryota; Metazoa; Chordata; Actinopteri; Cypriniformes; Cobitidae
Gene: grik1b
Product: glutamate receptor, ionotropic, kainate 1b
Biological process (GO): monoatomic ion transport
Cellular component (GO): membrane
Molecular function (GO): signaling receptor activity; ligand-gated monoatomic ion channel activity
Source: RefSeq, a predicted model, not a curated record
UGAAUGAGUGAGUGGUGACAGAUAACCGGGUAUUUAAUCUGCUCACAGCCCUCGGCAGAUUAGAUGCGCGUUUCCAUCAAAGCUCCAGCACAAGAUUAAAUCAUUUCCUCGGUGUACCAAAAGCAAAGACGUUGUCGAGGUCGACUGCUGGCAUAUUUGAAGUUAAUCUUCACAACGGAUCCAUGUUUGCGGAUCAGAGACUCGACGUGCCCUCAAUUGAGAGCGCGCACUGAUGAAGGAUCCUGCGCUCCCGGUGCGCUCCGGGCUCUUUCCUGCGCGUCCGACUCUCAUCAGCUCCACCAUGUCCUGAAAUCACCGGGGUAGGGAUGCGUAUUCGUCGUGACUUAUUUUGGAAAGUACUGCCCAGUUAGCAUGGAUGCGAGGAUUGGGAUUUUUGACUCCCACCGUUACGAGUGAGUGGAAAGAUGCUGCUCGGAUGGAAAUUAUUCCUGUAUGGAUACAGUAUUGGCAAAUGAGAAGAAGAAGCAUAUGGAUGUUGAAUGUUCCUCCUGCAGGUGCAUCAUGGCGAAGAAGAGAGCUGUUUGCUUCAUACUGUUGUGUUUCAUGACAGAGUUGAGUCUGAGCGCGCAGCAGGUCUUGAGAAUCGGUGGCAUUUUUGAGACUCUUGAGAAUGAACCGAUCAGCGUUGAGGAACUUGCCUUUAAAUUUGCCGUUACCAACAUUAACCGAAACCGAACCUUAAUGCCCAACACCACGCUGACCUACGACAUCCAGAGAAUCAACCUGUUUGACAGCUUUGAAGCCUCCAGGAGAGCCUGUGAUCAGCUGGCUCUGGGUGUGGCUGCAGUAUUUGGACCCUCUCACAGUUCUUCGGUGAGUGCAGUUCAAUCCAUCUGUAAUGCUUUGGAGGUUCCUCACAUUCAGACGCGCUGGAAACAUCCGUCUGUGGACAACAAAGACAGCUUCUACAUCAACCUGUACCCAGAUUACGCCUCCAUCAGUCGGGCUGUCCUCGACAUUGUGCAGUUCUACAAGUGGAAAGCCGUGACCGUGGUUUAUGAAGAUGCAACAGGGCUAAUUCGUCUGCAAGAGCUGAUCAAGGCUCCUUCACGGUACAGUAUCAAGAUCAAAAUCCGUCAGUUACCGACAGGAAGUAAAGAUGCCCGACCGCUGCUGAAAGAAAUGAAGAAGGGCAAAGAGUUUUGUGUGAUCUUUGACUGCUCGUACCAAACCGCAGCAGACGUCCUUAAGCAGUUGUUGUCCAUGGGAAUGAUGACAGAGUACUAUCAUUUCUUCUUCACCACUUUGGACUUGUUUGCAUUGGACCUGGAGCCGUACCGGUACAGUGGCGUGAACAUGACAGGUUUCCGUCUGCUGAACUUCGACACUCCUCAUGUGGCGUCGGUGGUGGAGAAAUGGUCCAUGGAGCGACUGCAGGCUCCACACAAACCUGAGACCGGCCUACUGGAUGGAAUGAUGACAACUGAAGCAGCGCUGAUGUAUGAUGCUGUGUAUAUGGUUGCUGCCGCGUCUCAGCGGGCGUCUCAGAUCACAGUGAGCUCACUCCAAUGUCACAGACACAAACCCUGGCGCUUCGGCUCACGGUUCAUCAGCUUGUUUAAAGAGGCUCAAUGGAAUGGAUUGACGGGACAAAUCAUCAUAAACAAAACAGACGGACUGAGGAAAGAGUUUGAUCUGGACGUCAUCAGUCUGAAAGAAGACGGAAUUGAAAAGCAGUUUAUGGAAGGUGGUCGUUUUAGCAAAGUAUGGAAGAAGAUCGGUGUGUGGAACUCAAACACAGGCCUUAACUUGACAGACAGCAACAAAGACAAAAACAUCAAUGUGUCAGACUCCAUGGCCAACCGGACGCUCAUCGUCACAACAAUUCUGGAAAACCCAUAUGUGAUGUAUAAGAAGUCUGAUAAGCCUCUGUAUGGAAACGAUCGGUUUGAAGGCUACUGUCUGGACCUGCUGAAAGAGCUAUCCAACAUCCUGGGCUUUUCAUAUGAGGUCAAACUUGUGACUGAUGGAAAAUACGGAGCCCAGAAUGAUAAAGGAGAGUGGAAUGGGAUGGUCAGGGAACUGAUAGAUCAUGUGGCAGAUUUGGCUGUGGCUCCACUUACCAUCACUUAUGUGAGAGAAAAAGUCAUUGAUUUUUCGAAGCCUUUCAUGACUUUGGGAAUCUCUAUUCUCUACCACAAACCUAACGGCACCAACCCAGGAGUUUUCUCGUUCCUGAACCCUCUCUCUCCGGACAUCUGGAUGUAUGUGCUGUUGGCCUGCCUCGGGGUCAGCUGCGUGCUCUUCGUCAUUGCCAGGUUUACACCAUAUGAAUGGUACAACCCUCAUCCUUGCAACCCAGAUUCUGAUGUUGUCGAGAACAACUUCACUUUAAUCAACAGUGUCUGGUUUGGGGUUGGAGCUCUUAUGCAACAAGGAUCUGAGCUGAUGCCCAAGGCUUUGUCCACCAGGAUCGUUGGAGGCAUCUGGUGGUUCUUCACCCUCAUCAUCAUCUCAUCCUACACAGCUAACCUGGCCGCCUUCCUCACAGUGGAGAGAAUGGACUCACCUAUAGACUCAGCCGAUGAUCUGGCCAAGCAGACCAAGAUAGAGUACGGCGCUGUGCGGGACGGCUCCACAAUGACUUUCUUUAAGAAAUCAAAGAUCUCCACCUAUGAGAAGAUGUGGGCAUUCAUGAGUAGUAGGAAGAACACAGCACUGGUGAAGAAUAACAGAGAGGGAAUCCAGCGUGUGUUAACCACUGACUACGCUCUACUGAUGGAGUCCACCAGCAUUGAAUACAUCAGUCAGAGAAACUGUAACCUCACACAGAUCGGGGGACUCAUAGACUCUAAGGGUUACGGUGUGGGCACUCCUAUUGGUUCCCCAUACAGAGACAAGGUGACCAUCGCCAUCCUGCAGUUACAGGAGGAAGGGAAGCUUCACAUGAUGAAGGAGAAGUGGUGGAGAGGAAACGGUUGUCCGGAGGAGGACAGUAAAGAGGCCAGCGCUUUAGGCGUGGAAAACAUCGGAGGAAUCUUCAUCGUGCUGGCGGCCGGACUCGUCCUCUCCGUGUUCGUGGCAAUCGGGGAGUUUAUCUAUAAGUCCAGAAAGAACCUAGAUAUCGAAGAGGUGAGCGUGGGACAGUGCGAAUGGCACAAUAAGUACUGAUUGGACACCACAAGAUGGUUUGAACUUUUGCUCCUCAACCCACCGAAGCUCGGGCACAUGCUGACUGUACAUUGGUUUGAGAUGUCACAUGACACUGUCAUAUCAGCUGUGCUAUACAGUACAUGGGGACGACUGUUAGACAUCGAACAAAAAUAUUUACUAAGUUGCUCAGAACCUUUUAUACCUGUUUGUUUUCAGGUUUGAUUUCUGAGCUGAACAAACAAUGAAAACUGUGUCAAUAAAAUAUAUUGAAUGAGAAGGACUGAUGUUUGCGAUACAGAAAUUACAGCAGAUAUUGUAUUGUAGAGUAGCUCAUGUCCAUUUAGAUUAUUAGAUUUAGAUUUUGAAGACUUUUUUCUUUAUAGACAUAUUCCUUCCUAAUAUAAUUUAUAUAAUAAGAGUCGUCUAUGGGUUUUCAUAAAGGUGCUGUGUGUCAUUUUUUGGAUGUUUAAAUACUUUCUUCUGUUCUGAGACUGAUGGCCGCUUAAAGGUUGGGUUCAUAAAACAUUACGCUUUUUAAAAAACUGUUUGAAAAUAUAGUCAUUAUUUUUGCUAUUUUGUUUUGUGCCACAUAUGGCUCAGAAGCUACACAUUUUACAGUACCUUUAAAAAGUUUGUCUUAAUUGUCUCCGCCUUUCUGUUUGAAACUUUGUUUUUGAAGACUGUUAGUAACAUUUGUCUUAAAGCAAUGUCAUUUGAGCCCUACUUUUUUAAUAUCACCUAAACAGUUAAAACAAUAAAACAUGUUUAUAAUGCAUUCAUUUUACACCAGCAUUACAUGUGACCUAACCAUGCAGCUUCAUGUAUUGAAGAUUAUACAAUAUCAGAAAUCUUUAUAUCAUGAAAUGUGUACAAUCUUUUUAUUUGUGUACAAUGGCCCCACAUGUUCCUACAGCUCAUUGGUAGAGCAAUCCAAAAGGUUGUGGGUUCGAUCACAUGGGAAGAGGUAAUAAAUGUAUUGAUAAAACUUAUCAAGAAGUUUCUGCCAAAUGCGUUAAUGUAAAAGCUGAAAAUCUGCACCUCUGUUGAGGAUCCGCCAUGGAGUCUAUUGCUGUUUUGGUAUUUGGGCACUAAUGCACAGCAUUUGUAAUGUCACUGAAGUAGAUAUUAAACCAAAAUAUCAAUUAUAUCAAAAAUAUUUGACAAAAAAAUCGACAUUUCUCACCCUAAACAUUUUACACAAUGGUUUUACAAACAGUAGACAAAAGAGAGAACCCUACGGACACAUUUUGAUCGCCACAUGCAGGGAUUUUUGAUAAUGUCUUUGUUGGUAUCACUUUACUGUAACAGUCUUGUAUAUUUACAAAUAUAAGUUUGCCAAUAAAUCACUUGUUUGCAUAUGA